AUGGCGCCCAGCUCGAAAUCGGAGCGGAACAGCGGGGCCGGGAGCGCCGGCGGCGGCCCUGGGGGGACCGGGGGGAAGCGGGCGGUGGGGCGGCGGCGGGAACACGUUCUCAAGCAGCUGGAGCGAGUCAAGAUCAGUGGGCAGCUCUCACCUCGUCUUUUCCGGAAGCUGCCCCCUAGGGUCUGCGUGUCCCUCAAGAACAUCGUAGAUGAGGAUUUUCUCUAUGCAGGCCAUAUCUUCCUGGGAUUUUCCAAGUGUGGCCGCUAUGUCCUCUCCUACACCAGCAGCAGUGGGGAUGACGACUUCUCCUUCUACAUUUAUCACCUCUACUGGUGGGAGUUCAACGUUCACAGCAAGCUCAAGCUGGUCCGGCAGGUGCGGCUCUUCCAGGAUGAGGAGAUCUACAGUGACCUGUACCUGACUGUGUGUGAGUGGCCUAGCGACGCUUCCAAGGUCAUCGUGUUUGGUUUCAACACCCGCUCAGCCAACGGGAUGCUCAUGAACAUGAUGAUGAUGAGCGAUGAGAACCAUCGUGACAUCUACAUCAGCACAGUGGCUGUGCCACCUCGGGGCCGCUGUGCUGCCUGCCAGGACGCCAGUCGUGCUCACCCAGGGGACCCAAGCGCACAGUGCCUGCGGCACGGCUUCAUGCUGCACACCAAAUACCAGGUGGUGUACCCCUUCCCCACCUUCCAGCCUGCCUUCCAACUCAAGAAGGACCAGGUGGUGCUGCUCAACACCAGCUACUCUCUGGUGGCCUGUGCUGUCUCCGUCCACGUGGCAGGUGACAGCAGUUUCUGCCAAAUCCUGUAUGACCACACAGCUUUGCCCCCAGCCCCACCCAGCUCUCCAGGACCUUGGAGCCCUGAGACAGUUCCCUCUUUCUCCGGCCUUGGUGUUGAGGUGGUCCCAGCCCUGCCUUCUGGAGCCCCUGAGCCCUCACCAGCCAUUGCCAAGGCCAAGGAGUUUGUGGCUGACAUCUUUCGCAGGGCCAAAGAGGCCAAGGGUAGUAGUACCUUGGAGGAAGCUCGGCUGCCCUCUGACUUGGGGCCCUCAAACAGCCGCUGCCGCCCACCUUUAGAGCCGCAAGUCCCAAGUAGGGACACGGUCCCCGGGGAAAGCCCUCCUGCUGCAGAGACCACGGUUCCCGAGCCUGGCUACGUCAAUUACACCAAGCUGCACUAUGUGUUACAGUCUGGGGAAGGGACAGAGCCUGAGGAUGAGUUUGAGGAUGACAAGAUCUCCCUGCCCUUUGUGGUGACUGAUCUCCGUGGCCGCAACUUACGGCCCAUGCGAGAGCGGACAGACAUGCAGGGCCAGUACCUGACAGUGGAGCAGCUUACCCUGGACUUUGAGUAUGUCAUCAAUGAGGUCAUCCGCCAUGAUGCCACCUGGGGUCACCAGUUCUGCUCUUUCAGUGACUAUGAUAUAGUCAUCUUGGAGGUCUGCCCAGAAACUAAUCAGGUCCUGAUCAACAUUGGUUUGCUGCUCUUGGCCUUCCCAGCGCCCACUGAAGAGGGCCAGCUUCGACCCAAGACCUAUCACACCAGUCUCAAGGUGGCCUGGGACCUCAACACGGGCAUCUUUGAGACCAGUCAGCUGGCAGUGUCUGGAAGCUCCUACCGAAAGAGUUGUGUGGACAUGGUCAUGAAAUGGCUGGUGCCCGAGAGCAGUGGCCGCUAUGGAACAGAAUGA
This is a messenger RNA of Arvicanthis niloticus (Nile rat), 1695 nucleotides long. The record is from RefSeq and is a predicted model, not a curated record. NCBI's taxonomy places the organism in Eukaryota, Metazoa, Chordata, Mammalia, Rodentia, Muridae.